Nicotiana attenuata is the source of this 438-nucleotide messenger RNA. RefSeq lists its product as uncharacterized. Bases 1 to 438 code for a protein of 145 amino acids. The record is from RefSeq and is a predicted model, not a curated record. Lineage: Eukaryota; Viridiplantae; Streptophyta; Magnoliopsida; Solanales; Solanaceae. The transcript has a single exon.
AUGUGUAAGUAUAAUGGCACUCACGGGCACAUGACCGAAGACUAUCGACAACUGAGAGAAGAAGUAGCCAGAUUAUUCAAUAACGGGUACCUCCGAGAAUUUCUGAGUGAUCGAGCUAAAAAUCACUUCAGGAAUAGGGACUCCAACAACCAGACCGAGCAAGAGGAACCUCAGCAUGUCAUUAACUUGAUCAUUAGUGGAGCUGACGUCCCCCAAGGGCCAAUGCUAAAGCGCACUAAGGUGUCCAUUACAAGGGGAAAAUGGACUCGAGGUUAUAUACCAGAGGGAACCAUAUCUUUCAAUCAUGAGGACGCUAAAGGCAUCGUGCAACCACAUAAUAAUGCACUGGCAAUAUCUGUACUCAUAUAUAAAUCUCGAGGUAAGCGUAUGUUAAUUGAUCCAGUAGCUCGGACAAUAUCACCAGAUCGAGGAAAUUGA